Messenger RNA from Fulvia fulva, 1092 nucleotides. RefSeq lists its product as uncharacterized. The record is from RefSeq and is a predicted model, not a curated record. The transcript has a single exon. The coding region runs from base 1 to 1092 and encodes 363 amino acids. NCBI's taxonomy places the organism in Eukaryota, Fungi, Ascomycota, Dothideomycetes, Mycosphaerellales, Mycosphaerellaceae.
AUGGCGCGUUUUGCCGUACCAGUACAAGAGCUCAAAGCUCAAAGGAGGUCCUCUGAGCACAAGGUGCAGCGAGCUCACAAGAAGAUCCUUCAAGCCAGAGCAUCGACGUCAACACCAUCCCUAGCAGACCGCCUCUACGCCCUCCCGGGCGAGCUCAGAAACCACAUCUUCGCCUUCUUACUCGUCCAGCCCGUCAAAUGGGACCUCGAACACAACCCAGACUGCCCACGCAGAACCUCAGACGAGGACCUAACACCCCAGAUCCCAGGCCGCAACUACGUCCAGCCCAUAAACUGCGCCACCUCGGUGGGAGGCUACUGGCGUCGGUGGCGUCGAGAUACAACGCACGGCAUGGAACCCUGGACCUCUCCAUGGCGAAGCCAGUGGGCCCCCGUGCAAAGGAAUCCUUACAUCUGCUCCACCUGCUACGAUGACCGCGUUCGACCUACCUUUGACCCAGUCCCGAGGGCGAGGAGUCUACCCUGUCUCUGCGCUCGACGGCAGAAUUUGCAGGUCUUGCUAGUCUGUAGGCAAUGGUACGAAGAGGGCGCCUACGUCUUCUACACACGCAACACCUUCGCCUUCGAAGAUAGUGGUACGUUCCUCGCGUUCUCUGCGAACGUCACUCCAUAUUGGAAGCGCCUCAUCACGAAGCUCAGCCUCGCCGCUUGGAUCCUCGACGACGUGCCCUACGAAUCUGCGGCCGACCAUCUCGAACCCAAGGCUCAACUCUCACCCAUCUGGUCCACGCUCCGUACCUACCCAUCCCUCUCGACUCUCGAGCAAGCAGGAACAUUCCUCAACCACCACCCCUCCGUGGACGCCAUGUUGAAGCUUGGCUUGAGGAACUUGAGACGGCUAUGCUUCGUUCGCGAGCCACCGAAGCCGAAGACCCCGGUCUGGAACUGGCACAGAGGCACGCCGACGAUCUGGCCUCAGCUCGCGAAGAGAGAGUUGGUUGUCGGUGGUUUCGCGGAGGAAGUGGCCAGGGCGAUCAAGGGCCAGAGGCAGAAGCGGUUGAAGGGCCCGGUGGGCAGGUGUGCUAAGGGAAGUGGUCUGGCAGAAACACGAGAUCGACGCGGUGUCACGUGA